Messenger RNA from Sugiyamaella lignohabitans, 2298 nucleotides. RefSeq names its product Sov1p (gene SOV1). Lineage: Eukaryota; Fungi; Ascomycota; Dipodascomycetes; Dipodascales; Trichomonascaceae. The transcript has a single exon. The record is from RefSeq and is a predicted model, not a curated record. Gene Ontology annotation, molecular function: protein binding. Bases 1 to 2298 code for a protein of 765 amino acids.
AUGUUCAAACAAUCGAGUCCUAGACUGGCAAGGCAUUUGACACGCCGGAGUCUUUUAAAACGUGGUGCACCUCUUGCACGUACGGAGAGGAGGAGGCUUAGGGCAUCAGAGCGUGAACCUAGUACAGUGCAGCCAGCAGAUGGCUCUUUUAAUAUUGAUCAGUUACUAGAGGCAUUGCCAAAACUGCCUGCCCACCAACAGGAUGUAGUGAGAUCAUUAUUAAAUAAUCAAGGGCCAGCUAAGGUUGAUAAACUUUUAAAGGAAUCAUAUCAUAUGGUUGGCUCAAAACAAGGGCCUACAGAACAGAGGAAAAUCAGCGCUGGUGGAAGAAUCAACCUCCGAAAUAAACUGAUCUACGACCCUGAAACUUCCCUGGAAACCCUUCAAGAAUAUUUUCCUCUUGUACUACAGAAUCCGACUGCAUUUGAUAAGCUAUUCUGGAAAUCGGUUGUCCAAUUUUAUAAAAUCACUAGAGCUCAGGGCGCUAAAGUUAGCGAAGAGUCGCCGCCACCAUACCAAUUUUUCGGUGAGUUAUUCGAAGUAGCAAAACUCCAAACAAACACUAGGAUUCGGUAUUCUUGUAUAAAGAUCGUGGGUGAUAUUCUGUAUUCAUAUAACACAGUACGGAUGGAUCCCUUCAACGAAGUCGAGUAUAUGGACAGCUUAUCAUACUUCGGCAAUUCGUAUCGUGCAAUCCAGAUAUGGAAAUCUCGACGAACAAAGAAAGAUGUAGAGGGUUCCUUGUACUGGUUAGAGGUAGGUAUUUUAUACCACCAGCAGGCUAAACUAUUAGCAAAAGCAGAAGGCCUAGCGGAAGAAAUGAUCCAGGAAUUUGGAUAUAUGCAACCAAGAGUUAUAAUAGGGUUUAUUAACUCAUAUGGUCCGACAGGAAACUCUCAGCUGAUUGAUAAAUGGGUAAACCAGCUGACUAGAGUAAUUGAGCUGAAUAAUUUUAAGUUGGCAAAUGAGAAGCUUUCGGAGGAAGCUGAAGAUAGAAUCGAUGCUGAGAGAGCAAGCGCUCUGUUUAAUCAAAUUAAAGCCCCUUCUGCUAGCGACUUGGAAAAAGUUGUUGCUCUGCUCUUGAAAAACCAAUUAUGGUCGCAAACUGCUGUUUUAAUAGAGUACAUGGAAAAAUGUGGUAUGAAAAACUCUGCUCACCGGAUGUUACAAGUUCUAGAUUCUACCACUAGACGAUUGGUGAACGAGGUCAAUACUCCCAAAACAUUAAUACCUAAGCAGUUUAGGCGGUCAAGAAGGUUGGCAGCUCCGGAAACAAAUAGACAGUUAAUGGUUGUUAUUAGCAAGAUCAUUUCUGUGUACCCCGAAGUUCUUGAAUAUCCAAAGUUUUAUGAAGCCUGGCUCAGGGGGCUAACUGGACUUGAGUUAUAUGACAAUGCAAUUACUGUUCUAGAAGCUAUGAUUGACAGAGGGAUAAAGCCGACUCCCCAGCAUAUAAUGUCCUUAACUCGGUCACUGUUAGGCAAAAACAAGAUCGAGAUUGCUUUAGAAUUAUUAGCGCGACUAGAAGAGAGCUCGUCAGAGUUUUCGCCUGCUCCAACCUCUUCAUUGUAUGGGCUCUUUAUCUCUUAUGGAGCAAGAAGAAGUGACCACGAGCUUGUCAGUGGAAUAAUCACAAGAAUGUAUUCUCAAGGGUUAGAUCAAUCGCCGCAAACUUUUAAUGCCCUGCUUUUCUAUUACUAUAGACAUAAGGAUUUUGAUUCGCUGUUUAAGCUAUUGGAGAGGGUGAAGGGACUUAAGGGUUUCGAUCUCAGUCAUGCCAACUAUCGCUCGAUUUGGAUGAUUCUGAGAGACUACUAUAAUCUCUUUAGUUUGAAAGCUUUGGCUGUAAAUGGGCAAACUAUGCCGCCCAAUAUUCGGGAACUAUUCAUUCAGAUGGUGCAAAGUGGGAAUUUCCGUUUAUCUAUGAAUGUUUUUGAAUAUGUUCUGCAGACGUUCCUAUUGGCUGGUGAUUAUGAGGGAGCAGUGGCUAUUUUGUGUUUUAUGGAUACAAUCACAAAUAUUAAAAUUCCGGGUGUGAUCACUGUGAGCGUUCUUCAAUUGGCAUCUAAAAUCCAUCAAAAGACAACAUAUGCGUUUUCGCGGCCGUCAAGAAAUGAGCUCAUUGUUGAGCCAGGAUAUGAAGCAGAGACUGCGUUCUCUUGGGAAAUGGUUGCCAAUAAAGUUUGUGAGACACUUGAGAUCGAUGGCCAGUCGACGAUUUCUGCAGCCAAACUUUUCGUUGAAAAAAUAGAGGCACCUAAUGAAUAUAAUAGACUAUCUGCCGCAGAUGGCUCUUGA